Messenger RNA from Betta splendens (Siamese fighting fish), 2397 nucleotides. RefSeq names its product melanocortin 1 receptor (gene mc1r). The record is from RefSeq and is a predicted model, not a curated record. NCBI's taxonomy places the organism in Eukaryota, Metazoa, Chordata, Actinopteri, Anabantiformes, Osphronemidae. Gene Ontology annotation, cellular component: membrane. The transcript is spliced from 2 exons. Gene Ontology annotation, biological process: G protein-coupled receptor signaling pathway. Gene Ontology annotation, molecular function: melanocyte-stimulating hormone receptor activity. The coding region runs from base 116 to 1099 and encodes 327 amino acids.
AACGUUCGUGCAAUGGCGGAAAUAAGUUUUAUAAUAGGAUCCUUCUCUUAAACUAUUACUAAGAGCGACUUUGUGGAUAUUUAAUAAAAGUUAAAAUCCCGCACGGAACCACACGAUGGACGCGGAGACGAUCAACCGGUCUCAGCACAACCCCUCUCUCCUCCACGUGGACUUCAGCCCGUUCAAUGACUUCAUGGAGGAUAACGAGACCAACUCCACCGACGGGGAGCGGAACUUGAUGGGCUGCGUUCAGAUCCGCAUCCCGCAGGAGCUCUUCCUCACGCUGGGCCUCAUCAGCCUGGUGGAGAACAUCCUGGUGAUCUGCGCCACCAUCCGGAACCGCAACUUGCACUCGCCCAUGUACUACUUCAUCUGCUGCCUGGCUGUGUCCGACAUGCUGGUGAGCGUCAGCAACGUGGUGGAGACCGUGUUCAUGCUCCUCAACGACCACGGCCUGCUGUACGUGCACCCGCAGAUGCUGCACUACCUGGACAACGUCAUUGACAUGAUGAUCUGCAGCUCCGUGGUGUCCUCGCUCUCCUUCCUGUGCACCAUCGCCGCGGAUCGCUACGUCACCAUCUUCUACGCGCUGCGCUACCACAGCAUCAUGACCACGCAGCGCGCGGUCGCCCUCAUCGUGGCGGUGUGGCUGGCCAGCGUCACCUCCAGCAUCCUCUUCAUCCUCUACCACACCAACGACGCCGUCAUCGUGUGCCUGGUGACCUUCUUCUGCAUCACGCUGGUGUUCAAUGCCGUGCUGUACCUGCACAUGUUCUUCCUGGCCCACGGGCACUCCCGUCGCAUCGUUGCCGUCCAGAAAAACAGACGCCAGUCCACAAGCAUGAAGGGGGCGAUCACGCUCACCAUCCUGCUCGGGGUCUUCAUCAUCUGCUGGGGCCCGUUCUUCCUGCACCUCAUCCUCAUCCUCACCUGCCCCAACAACCCGUUCUGUAACUGCUUCUUCCAAAACUUUAACCUUUUCCUCAUCCUCAUCAUCUGUAACUCGCUCAUCGACCCGCUCAUCUACGCGUACCGCAGCCAGGAGCUGCGGAAAACGCUGCAGGAGCUGGUCCUGUGUUCCUGGUGCGCCGAAAUGUGACUGAAAAUAGUUAACGACAAGGAACAAAAUCGGAUCAAAUUGUUUUUUGAAAAAUUCACGUGCACGUUGUAUUUGAGGCUGAACUAAGCACUCGCCACUGAUGCUCCAGGACUCAUAAAGGCUUUUGCAUCAUGGAUACGUUCAUCCAAGUUUAUUUAUUGUUAUGCCGCUACCUACCACGUACAUUAAGCCUACGUACUGUGAAACUCUGGACAUUUAUUCCAAUAAUAAGGUUCAAAGCGAAGGGAGAACCUCAUGGAUGGGACGGAGUAGGUAAUUAAAUAAAACGGCCUAAGUGAUCAUAUUUUAUUUUUGUUAAUAGUGGUUUUUAUAUAAAUUAAAUCACAUGUUGUUGGUUGAAACAAAAUUAUAUAUCUGUCCUUCUUUUAGAAUUUUAUCUAUUAUUGAGACAUAAAAUAUAUAAUUAAAUAACAUUAAACGUGUUAACUGUAUUAAUACAGCAUCUCGGGCUUCGGUAAACUUCUUGCUGCUUUCUAUUAAACCUUAACGUUAGGUUCAAUUUUUUUAAACGGAAUGUUACUAUGUUUUUGGAUCUGUUCUAUCUGAGUUUGUUUUUAUCCGAAUUAUAGAGACAAAAUAUCAUUGAGAAUGACUAUGGUGAAAAAUGGAAUGCACCCUAAAAUGAGGUGAAACCAUUUUAAACUGUAGCUGCGUGUUUGAAUGAAGAAUCAAGAGCACAUGAAUACUGCUGGAUGUGGGCCAGAGCCACAGGACCCAGGAUGUGAGCGAAGGCAUCUAAACGGUAGCUUCCUCCAGGUUUUAUACGACUCAUUUACAUGAACAAGGGCAGUGUCUGAAAGUGUCUGAAAACAGGUGAGACAAGAUUCAGAUGACCUGUGAGCAGUGUUGUAAGUACAGUGGGUUAAAAGAAAUAACUUAUAUUAUAGAACAGGACUGACGUUUAAUUAUGUAAACGGUUACACUUCAACUUUCGAACAACUGCUCCUCAGUAUUGGGUUAAAUACACCCAAUUAAGACCUGUGUAAAGUUUCUAGUGAUGCUUAAUUAGAUUCUUGUAGGAUUUAUAGUGUAUAUCUCUGUUUUAAUACAGUAAUGCUGUAAUACUGUCUGUUGGUAAUCAAUCUGUGGUGCAUCUCAGUGUGUGUCCUGAAGUAAACCUAGUUUAAUGCAUAUUGUAAAUGUUGUAGGUAAAUGAGGACUUGAAACUGAGUGAAUCCAGGUUAUGUUCAGUUCAGAUACUGCAUAAAAACGUUACGUGUAAUCCAUGGAAAUGUUUACACCAUGUACCAUUGUCUGUAAUAAACAGGUCAAAUCCA